Molecule: messenger RNA, 1863 nt
Organism: Colletotrichum chrysophilum
Lineage: Eukaryota; Fungi; Ascomycota; Sordariomycetes; Glomerellales; Glomerellaceae
Exons: 2
Coding region: 1-1863 (620 amino acids)
Biological process (GO): regulation of DNA-templated transcription
Molecular function (GO): DNA binding
Source: RefSeq, a predicted model, not a curated record
AUGGCCAGACUCAGCGAAUCGCCGGCCAACGGCGCGAGCGGAGGAGGCUCCCAGCCCGCGAACAAGCACCAAAUCACACUCAAGAACGGCGCCCUCGGCGGCUUCCUCUCGUCGCCCGCCAAGCCCUCCGGAUCGCAGUCGCCACAUGCCAACAAACGCCUCAAGAGCCUGACCAGCCCCCGAUCAGACGCAUCGCGCUCGCUGUCCCCCGUCCCGCGCCUGCCGGGACAAGCAGCUCUCAGCUCUCCCGUGCGCAAGGCGUUUGGCGAGGUUGCCGCUGCUGGUGGUGCUGGCGCGGACGAGAUGGACACGAGCGAGGAUCGCGGCACGCCUGCCGACGUUGUGAUUUCCGCUCCUGCUGCCGAGACGCCCGUGGAAUCUACGCCGACGCCUACUGCGCCCACGGCGGACAUGGCGACCUCGGAUGCGGAGAAGAGUGCGGCGGCUACGCCCGAGCCGGUUGUUCCGCGCCCGGUCGGCGGCGUGGUUUCGUCUGUGUCGAAGAAGCUUACCAACGUGUUUAACAACUUCACUGGUGCGCGCAACGGAACAGCUAGCGUCACGACGACUUUUGAGCAGACGAUCGUGAGCCGGAAGCGCAGCAGAGAGCCGGAAGCUGAGGAGACGCCUGCUCCUCUUGAGGAAACGCCUGCGCCCAUAGAGAAGGAGACUCCCAAAGAGAAAGAGCCCGCCGAGAAAGAGAUUGCGAAGGAGGCUGAGCCUGUCGAGAAGGAUACAGCUGAGAAGACCGAGGUCGCCGAGAAGCAGGCUACGGAGGAGCCUGAGCCUGCUGACGUCACCAUGGGCGCAAACGACACCAACAUCGAGCUCGGCAACCAGCUUGAGGAGGACAUUGCUGCGGAGCGUGCGAAGAGCCCUGUUAAGGAGUCAUUGCCUCCUGCUCCCAGACCUACCUCCGCUGCCGGCGAGAUCAGCGUCACCACUGAUGCCGACAACGCCGACACGAUCCAAGCCGCUGAGACGACCAAGCCAGCGCCCAAGGCUGCCCCCAAGGCCUCACCGAAGGCCGCGGCGAAGGCCACACCAAAAGUCACGCUCAAGUCCGCACCAAAGAUCACACUAAAGGCCAAGGCCGCGCCCAAGACCGCCCCCAAGCCUGCGCCUGAACCCGCGGCCGAAGACGAGGACGAGACAAUGGUCGACGACCCUGAGAAGGGCCUGUUCGUGCUCGACACCAUCAUUGGCCACCGCAAGGAUCCCAAGGACAAGACCCUUUUCCAGAUGCACGUCCGCUGGAAGCACGACGAGCCAAGCUGGGAGCCCGAGAGCAACAUCCAGGAGGAUGCCGAGGAGGCGCUCUUCGAAUACUGGGACAGCGUCAAGGGCGGCCGUUUGGGAGCCAUGGCCGACAAGGAUCUGUGGCACGUCCUCCGUGUCGAGAAGCACAAGCAGAAGCCCACCGGAAAGGUCGAGCUGUACGUUGCUUGGACCGGAUCUCCCGAUCGAUCGUGGGAGCCCGAGGAAAACGUCACGCAAUUCGCUCGUGAACUUGUGGAAGACUACUGGGCCUCCAAGGGCGGCCGCGACAAGGUGAUCAAGCCCAUCGCCGCGCCUGCGAAGAGAGGCCGUGGCCGUCCUCGUAAGGAGUCGGUGGUCGAGGAUGCUCCCAAGGCGGCCCCCAAGGCAGCUCCGAAGGCGAAGGCCAAGGAAGUCAAGGAAGCCGAGGAACCUGCGCCGAAGAAGCCCCGCGCCGGACGAAAGAAGGUUCCGGAGGAAGCAGAGGCGCCAGUUGAGGCCACAAAGAGCGCCGAGCCGGAGAAGGCUUCUGAGCAGACGGAAACCGAUGGAGAGCCGCCAAAGAAGCGCGGUCGUGGUCGUCCCAAGAAGACGCCCGUUUCAUGA